AUGUCUGCGAAGCUCCAUGACUUCUUUACAAGAUUUAGGCAUGGCGCAUACGCCCCUAUCACCAGUGAUGGUAGCAACGAGGAAGCGGGGUGUGUUGUUGAGGACGAUAAAAGUCCGCUGAAUGAGAAACAAACUUCACUCGGAGGUUAUUCGCGAUCUUUUGUGAAGCCGGUCCUGCAAAGCUUUCUGGUACUCGCGCUUAUGCUCAUUUCGUAUCUGCUUGGCACAUAUUCAUCAACGUUUGACAUACAGUCGACUGGCUUUAUCCCCACAGUCCCUCUCAAAAUUGGCGCAAAUGUCUUUAGUGAAGAUCAUGCUUGGGUCGGCCCCGGCAAAGAAUCCGACAUACUCUGGGCCGAAUUAUACCAGAUCACCUCCGACGACAAGUUCAUCCAAAUCGGAAACCCUGAGACGUACGGCAUAGCUCCCGGGCAACAAGACAGCAAUGGUGUCAAUUUCUACUCAAUCAGCGUAUAUCAUCAACUUCACUGCCUGGCCAUGUUCCGAGCGCUCGUCUAUGACGAGUCCUUAUCACAGAUUGAUGGAGAUCACAAAAGAGGCUUGGUCCAUGGUUUGAGCCAAAACAAAACUUGGGAAGAUUGGUAUCACAUUGGGCACUGUUUUAAUUAUGUGAGACUGGCGAUCCGCUGUACUGUGGAUACUACUUUGGAGUGGCCGCCAGGGAAAAUCAAGCCGAAGAAAGAUAUGGCUACGAGCAAGGGAAACAGACAGUGCAGAGACAUUGAUUUUUUGGAUAACUUUGUUGAGGAGAACAAAUGGAUCAAUCCUUCAAAUUAG
Molecule: messenger RNA, 798 nt
Organism: Didymosphaeria variabile
Lineage: Eukaryota; Fungi; Ascomycota; Dothideomycetes; Pleosporales; Didymosphaeriaceae
Exons: 3
Coding region: 1-798 (265 amino acids)
Biological process (GO): mycotoxin biosynthetic process
Source: RefSeq, a predicted model, not a curated record